Messenger RNA from Eptesicus fuscus (big brown bat), 2885 nucleotides. It is a transcript of the gene LRRC20, whose product is annotated as leucine rich repeat containing 20. The record is from RefSeq and is a predicted model, not a curated record. Gene Ontology annotation, molecular function: protein binding. The transcript is spliced from 5 exons. Bases 127 to 681 code for a protein of 184 amino acids. NCBI's taxonomy places the organism in Eukaryota, Metazoa, Chordata, Mammalia, Chiroptera, Vespertilionidae.
GGCGCCGCCGGCGGCCGAGGGAGCGUGACUGCGCUGCGCAGGGCGCUAGGAGGCAUUGUCGCCGUGCAGGCCCCCUUGUGAGCAGCAGACCGGCCUGGUGGCUGGCAGCGGGACACCCGAGUCUGCAUGCUGAGGAAGAUGGGUGAGGCGGUGGCCAGAGUUGCGAGGAAGGUCAACGAGACGGUGGAGAGUGACUCUGACACCCUGGAUCUGGCCGAGUGCAAGCUGGUUUCUUUCCCCAUCGGCAUCUACAAGGUCUUGCGGAAUGUCACCGACCAGAUCCACCUCAUCACGCUGGCCAACAACGAGCUCAAGUCCCUCACCAGCAAGUUCAUGACCACGUUCUGUCAGCUUCAAGAGCUCCGCCUGGAAGGGAACUUCCUGCACCGCCUCCCCAACGAGGUCAGUGCCCUGCAGCACCUCAAGGCCAUCGACCUGUCUCGGAACCAGUUCCACGACUUCCCUGAGCAGCUCACCACCCUGCCAGCGCUGGAGACCAUCAAUCUGGAGGAGAACGAGAUUGUGGAUGUGCCCGUGGAGAAGCUAGCCGCCAUGCCUGCCUUGCGCAGCAUCAACCUCCGCUUCAACCCGCUGAACGCCGAGGUGCGCGUCAUCGCCCCGCCACUCAUCAAGUUUGACAUGCUCAUGUCUCCAGAGGGCACGCGGGCCCCCCCGCCUUAGGCCUCCCUCCUCAUGCCCACCCAGAAGGGACAGAAGCCACUUGGCCUGGCACCCUGAGGGGAGGGAGCCCCAAGGGCCCGUGGGAGGCCAAGCUUGGAGGGCUGGGGAUGGGUGGGCCCAACAGCGCGUGGGAGGGGGUGCAGCGGUCCAGGAUAGAUAGCUUAGAGCUGUAGAGGGUCCUGGAAUGCCCAGAGGAGGAGGCGAGGUGGGGGCUAGAGCCAGGACUCUAGGCAUUCAUAGCCUCUGUGCAAACUUGGGCAGGCCCCCACCCUCUCUCAGACUUAUAAUUUCGGGAAAGGGCUAGUGGCAGUGGGUCUCUGCCUCCUUGGGCUCCUUGGAGGCCUUUUGGGGAACACACGCCUCCAAGUCUUCGAAUCCUCGGUAUCUUCUGAGCUCGCAGCUGAGCAUCCCUGAGCAUUUCCUGGGCCCCUGUGGGUUGAGGCCUUGCUUCUAGUGCUGAGAGCCAGUCGCUGCCCUGAGACGAACAGAAGACAACCUGCAUUUAUUUAUUGCUUCCUGAGAACCAACCCUUCUCCGUGCCCCAUCCUGAGUCCUGUGGAUCCCUGGAUCAGCAGGAGCCUGAACCGGAAGUUGUGGGAAAGCUGCAGAGAGUGUGCGGACGCUGCUGACAAUGUUUACAUAGGAGCCCCAGGGCCAUCAGGCAGGGGAACUGGGGAGCAGAUCAAGUUGUCUCCAUCCUUCCACAUGAUUAAGAAAUUGCUGGAGUGACCAGCUGUGCCUGGCACCACCCCUUGAGCUACGGAGAGUGUCCCAGAGAGAAAGAAAGCCAUUGGCUGCCUUGUCAUUGGUUCACCUGGAGGCAGGCGGCACUAUGGACCAUUGGAUUGUAGCCAGCCAGCCCCUGGUCACCACUCAAAGCCCUGAUAACCUCGUCAUUUCUAGGCUCUGGACCUGGAGCCUGGCCAGGCAUUAGGGUGACCUGCCAUCCAUGUUUGCUCGGGGCUUUCAGUGCUCACACGGGGACAGGACCGGCACACAGGGACAACCCGUGGCUCCACCAGGUGAGGCCUGGGACAAUACCUGUGGUGUGGAGAACCCCUGACCUCUUGAUCCUGCAGGUAUCUACCUCCCACCUUCUCAUCUGUGGAGCAAGCAGAUCAGAGCCCACCUGGUCUGGACUUUUGUCGGAGUCUGUGGGAGAUGCCUGAGUCCCCAGGACUUGGGGCAAACCAGGCCACCCAAAUCCUACUUCCGUGGGCCAGUGGCCACCCUGCCACACUCAGAGCACUGACCCUUUCUCAGAAUGAUCCCAUUCCCUUUCUCAUCCCCUUCCCUUCCCCAGCCCGGAGGCUGCCCUGCCCAGGCCUCCUGUCUCUUGGCAAGAAGCUGACAGGUAGGGAGAUUGUAGGCCUGUCACCAAGCACUCGAGGACUCAGCGUCCCAGGAGAUGCCUGUUCACUCUGCUCAUCUCCCAGGCCUGGUGGGUCAAGCUCUGGGAAAAGGGUUUUCAGGGCAAGGAGGCCAGAUAAGAUCUCCAGGGCUACGAGUUCAGCCGGGGACAAGUGAGGGCUGCAGUCUAGCCCAGCCUGGCUGGGCCCCACUCACCGUGUCCUGGAGUGGGGUUUCUCCUUGUUGAAGAAGGGGUGCAUUUGCCUGAUAUGCAAAAAGGCAGUGUAUGGCCAGAGCCUGCACCUCAGUGUGGUCUGCAUCAGCACCUGCAUCAGCACCUAGAGACAAGGAUCCCAGGCCCAAUCCCAGACCCCUGGGAUCACAGCCUGCACUGCAGAUGCCCAGGGAUUCCUACAAGCACUUUACUGUUUAAGAAGCAUGGCCUGGGGAUGGCCUGGGAGUGAAAGGUGGAAUUUCUCAACUUUCCCCCAACACCAAGUCUGUGCCCAUCCCCCUCCCUAAAGCAGCCCUUCACUCCCACCCGGGGCCUCUUAGAUCUUUUCAGUCUGUGUGGCCCUCCCAUGAAGGGAGUGACCUGGAGUUCCCAGGAGAUGAGGGUUGGAUCUGCCCGGCCCUCUGGCCUCCCUUUCUGGUUCACCCCGAAUGCCAAGCUGCUCCUUCCCCAGGUCCUCAUCUCAGGCCUUUCAGAGGGGCUGUUUCUGGAAGCUGCAUCCUACUCUGCUUGGAGCGCGUGCCCUGGCCUCUCUGGGAAAGCUGGGCAGCGGAGAAGCCCCAGAUCAGAGCACAGUGUGAGCCCUUAGCUUCAGUCUGCAAUAAAGAAUGCAUUGGUUUCA